Saccostrea cuccullata (small rock oyster) is the source of this 2442-nucleotide messenger RNA. Its product is annotated as nuclear pore complex protein Nup133-like. Gene Ontology annotation, molecular function: structural constituent of nuclear pore. Gene Ontology annotation, biological process: protein import into nucleus; poly(A)+ mRNA export from nucleus; transcription-dependent tethering of RNA polymerase II gene DNA at nuclear periphery. Gene Ontology annotation, cellular component: nuclear pore outer ring. The record is from RefSeq and is a predicted model, not a curated record. The transcript is spliced from 24 exons. The coding region runs from base 1 to 2217 and encodes 738 amino acids. Lineage: Eukaryota; Metazoa; Mollusca; Bivalvia; Ostreida; Ostreidae.
AUGUUGAUAAAUACAUUUUGUAGGAAUGGACCAGAUUCUGUUUGUACCAGUCCUUCCAAUGAGGUAGUAAAUCUACAGCAGCCUGGGGGGCACAUCCUGGGGGCAGGAUCUUGUGAUGGGGUUGGAGUUUUCUUCUCUGGCAGUGUGGGACUUUUUUCCAUCAGUGCUCCACAGAAACAGGAAAUCAGUAUUAUGGAGGAGCCUUCACAAGAUCUCACCACAAUGGACAUGUCAGUAUUGACGGCCAGCCACGCUAAAAUGCAGGAAUUGUCCAUGAGUGAAGACAGAACGGCCCGACUCAAGUCUGCGUUUAUUGCGACCAUGAGGGGCAACAUUGCUGCAGCCCAGACAACCAUUGAUGAGUUAUUUCCCCCUGAUGAAGUGUCCACGGAUUUAGAUCAGAUAGUUGUCUCCCUUGACAGAGAUCUCGUGAAUGAUUUUCCCGCCUCUGAUCCACGAUGGGCGGAGUCAAGACAAGAUGCCACCAGUAGCACCACUUCACUAAUCAUCAUCAAUCAGCUGACAGAUAAACUCCGAGCUCACGAGUACGUCAUCAACUUCCUCAAAAGGAUGAGUCUCUGGGAACAGUUGAAUCUUGUAACCAUACGGGACACACGGAUGUUGACAAGACAUGUGAUGUGUGAGCACGCAGAAAAAGUACAGGCCGCCAUUGCAUUACGCCAAUUACAUGGGGAGUUUACUGGUAUAGUAGAUGCAGUCAUAAAGAAAGUGUUGGAGAUGAGACGAGACGUCAACAUUUCCCUAAACCUGACCCCACAGGACUUAUUUUACAGAGAGGUGUCAAGGAUACAGGAAGUAGUCGAGUGUUUGUUGGCGUAUCAGGAGGAAGUUCUAAUGGCUGACGUCACAGUAACAGAGAUUCUCACUGUCAUUACGUCAGUCAACACAAUAUUACAGGAAAUGUUACAUAAAGCUUUACAGUAUCGUCAGACCAAAUCCACAAUGUAUGAAUGUGAGGCCCCUCAAGGGGACAUCCCAGAAUACAUACCAUGGACGUCAACAGGAGGGGAUCAUGGAAUCAGGACAUUCCUUGUUAAACAGUUCAGUAAGACAAUAGAGGUGGUAAUUCCUGAACUCCGAGAUCGCGAGGGUCAAGAGAGGAUUUACCAACAGCUUGCCGCCAUCGCUGAUAUUGUCCUGGACGGUUACGUCAGUCAGGUAGAGUCACUAGAAAAUAAUGUCAGUAGACGACAGCACUUCAACGAGCUACAGCGACGGUACGAACAGGACAGACAACACCUGAUUAUGCCGCUCAUGGAGGGGAAGCAGUACGAGUUAGUGGCAUCCCUAGCCGAGAAAUAUUGUGACUUUGAAAUCCUGAUUCAGCUGUGUGAGUUGUCACACAACACAGAUAGGAUAGAGAAAUAUCUACAUCAGUUCUCUGACAAGGUCUUUGCAAAUUUCCUAUAUACAUGGUACAUGAAAGAAGGUAAGAGAGGAAAACUCCUGGCUUUACCAGUCAGUCAGCAGAGAGAACUGGGUAGAUUUCUACAAAAGGAGGACAUUAAAUCUCUUAGCUGGCUCCAUAAUAUACAGACCAACAACUUCUCUAAGGCCCACACCACUCUUUUAGAGUUGGGCAAAAUGGAGCGGGGCUCUCUGGCAAAGAAAAAGACACUGUUAAGUCUGAGUAAAUUGGCCGGACUAGCAGCUGACCAAGAUAACGGAGAAAUAGAUAGCAACAUACUAGACAUCAAUGAAGAACAAGAAUUAAUUGCCCAUCAGCAGCAGUUACCUGCCCUUGUCAUAGAGAACCUUGGCAUGGAGCCAAGCAAUAUGAGAGUUCUCUCCCCUGUACAGCUGAUAGAGUUAUACAUCUCAGGAACAAACAUUGAUGCCACAGAAUAUGAUUUCAAGAAAGCGCUGGAUCUCUUACAAUACACAGACAAGACUGACCCAUCAAUUGACUAUGAAAGUCUGAGGAUGCACAUUUGGGCCCAGUCUAUUCUUAGAGACAGCUGGCAACAAGAUGAUUCUGUGGAUGUUAUGGAAACCAUCAUGAAUACUGUGUUCUUCAAAACAGUGGACCUAGCUUACAAAGAAGGAAUGGAUGUGAAGACAUUUAUGCCAGAAUUGAGAGCAGUGUUAAAUUGUAAUGAACUUGGAGAACUUAAAGAUAAUGCUGGCUUUCAGUAUGAUAUGAACAUAUUGGACAAGUGUUAUGAUUUAUAUGACCAUAUUGGACAAGUGUUAUGAAUUACAUGUAUGUAAAGUCACAGAUGAGUCUGCAUCCGAUACCAGCUUUGUAUGAACUUAUUGAAUAUGAAGUGUGAUGAUCCAUGUUAAGUGAAAUAGAAGUGUACAGGGAAUAUAGUUAAUGUGCAAAGUAUGGAAAGGUAGCUCAGUAAUAAAUCUAAUAAUGAAAUGUGUAGUAGAAUUAAGGUGUCACUUGAAAUUUUGUUGGAAGGAUUUGUUGUAAUA